UAUGAUACGGCAAAAGAUCUCAAAUCCUAGUUUUGGAUUGUGCCUAUCGGUUAUAGGAAAGAUAUAUACACAGUUUGUUCUAUCUUACGCCCUGGUUAGCUUCGCUUUGUUCUCUGCUGACAAAUGGGGAGUGGUUUACUGGGAAGUUUGGUAUAUACUACACAUUAUGCUGAUUGUCUGGUUCUUGGUAAGAGGCAAACUAAUUAAACUUGCGAAAGACCCACAAUCAAGUAAUGGAGAAGUCAACAGGGCUGAAAGCAAGAAAGAUGAUUGA
Molecule: messenger RNA, 274 nt
Organism: Dimorphilus gyrociliatus
Lineage: Eukaryota; Metazoa; Annelida; Polychaeta; Dinophilidae
Source: the annotation of a GenBank genome assembly